Molecule: messenger RNA, 1454 nt
Organism: Neltuma alba
Lineage: Eukaryota; Viridiplantae; Streptophyta; Magnoliopsida; Fabales; Fabaceae
Product: cytosolic sulfotransferase 12-like
Exons: 1
Coding region: 230-1285 (351 amino acids)
Molecular function (GO): sulfotransferase activity
Source: RefSeq, a predicted model, not a curated record
UCCAACCCAAUGGUUUUGCCUUUUUUUUUUUGGUUUUUUACGGUUCAUUCCGGUUUGAUUCGAAGCUGGUUCAUUCUUCAAACCAGACCGGAAUGGGGCCGAUUCACCGAUUUUCUGGUUGAACCGGCUGGUUCGGUUUUUUUUUUCCAUUGGAAUUAAACCUCUCCCUAUUAAUUAUAGUCGCUCUAGAGUGAUAAAUGCCUCGGUUUCUGCCAUUUCCUUCAUCUAUAUGCAACUACAUAACAUAACCAUGGCAGCAGAAAAGUCUCAACCCUCUCAUCUUCCUGUUCAUCCCAAGUACCUCCACGAAGAUGAUGACCUAUCCCCAGAGUGCAAGGACCUUAUUGCUAUGUUGCCCACUGAAUCGGGUUGGAUUAACAAAUGGAUCCAUCAAUACGAUGGUUUCUGGCUCACCACAAACCAACUGCAAGGAACCCUAAAUUGUCAAAAGUACUUUCAAGCUCAUGACUCCGACAUCAUCCUUGUAACUUCACCAAAAGCCGGUACCACAUGGCUCAAAGCCCUUGUUUUCACCAUUCUCAACCGCAAGACCCACGAUCCGAACCCACAAUUAGACCCGACCCAAACAUGCCACCUUCACCCUCUCCUCACUACUAAUCCUCAUGAUCUUGUACCCUUCUUAGAGACUGUCUUGUACUUACAAACCACCAUGCCUGACUUGAGCUCUUUCCCAUCACCAAGGCUCUUUGCAACCCAUCUGCCGUAUGAUUUACUACCAGAGUCUGUGAAGCAAGCAAGGUGUAAGAUUGUAUAUUUAUGUAGAAACCCGAAGGACCAAUUUGUGUCGAUGUGGCACUUUGCGAACAAGUUAAGACCAGAAAGUCGAGGGUUGAUUGGGAUUGAGGAUUCGUUCGAUAAAUUUUGUCAGGGGAAGAUAGGUUUUGGGCCAUUUUGGGAUCAUAUUUUGGGAUACUACAAGGAGAGCUUAGAGAGGCCAGAGAAGACAAUGUUUUUGAGCUUUGAGGAGUUGAAGGGUGAGCCAUUUAAGGUUUUGAAGGACCUAGCAGAGUUUAUAGGGUCUGGUUUCUCUGAGGAUGAAGAGAACAACAACUUUGUGGAAAAUAUAUUGAAGCUUUGCAGUUUUGAGAAUUUGAGCAAUUUGGAAGUCAAUAAGAACGGAAAAGUGUGGACCGGAAUAGAGACUAAAACUUACUUUAGACGAGGAGAAGUUGGAGAUUCGAAGAAUUUCCUUACAUCUGACAUGAUUGAGCGUCUUAACCUUAUCAGUCAGGAGAAGCUGGGCAAACAUGGCUUCAAAUUUUAGAUCCAUGAGUGUUACGUGGGCCAUUCACCAUAUGAUCUCGUCUACCAAAGACAAGGUUCGAGUAAAACUUUCUACGUUACAGUGUCCAGCUUUUCUUAAUAUUUUGAUAUUUGGGUUUCUUCUCUAUGGAAAGACUCUUAUUGUGUGUUAUAAUGUAUGAUGGCUUUUU